Molecule: messenger RNA, 1545 nt
Organism: Sphaeroforma arctica JP610
Lineage: Eukaryota; Ichthyosporea; Ichthyophonida
Exons: 4
Coding region: 299-880 (193 amino acids)
Biological process (GO): regulation of transcription by RNA polymerase II
Molecular function (GO): DNA binding, bending
Source: RefSeq, a predicted model, not a curated record
CAAAUACUGCCUUUCACAAUACAUCGUAUUUAGUUGCAUCCUUUCUUUGUGGAAUAUCUUACCACCUCAGUGAUUUCCAAUCUGAUAAGAGUGAAAAAGGGCAAAUUUCCAUUACCCUCCAGCCGCACUCACGUUAAGAAGACAACGCCAAGUGAAGUCAGUCUUGUGUGCCUGUGUUUUUCAACAGCGCUUCAACUUCUGCCGUCUCUCUCGCCAAAAUCCUACAGGCGUCCACUAGCUGGUCCGAGUGAGUCUUUUUUUGACUGCUUUGCCUAGACUAUAUCCAUCCCACUUCACUAUGAGACCUUUGAACGGAGACGACUUGGCCAAGCCUAAGAAGCCUGGAUCUGCCUACACACUCUUUGUGGUUGAGCGCAGACCCAAUUAUAUAUUAGAAAAUCCUGAUGUCAAGAACACCGAUGUUUUCAAAGGACUUGGGGCUGAAUGGAAGGAACUUUCCGACGCAGAGAAGCAGGCAUAUUCAGAUCGAAUUCCAGGCCUCAAUGCGCAAUAUGAAGAGGAUAUGAAAUACUACGUGGAGCACAGGUCUGCAGCACAGGCUGCCAAAGAUGAUGCUCCCAAAGUGAAGCGAGGUGUUAGUAAAAAGGCCAAGAAAGAUCCAAAUAUGCCUAAGAGAGCAUUAUCGGCGUAUCUGUUCUUCUCCAACGACAUGCGACCUACACUGCCCGCUGACCUUAAAAUCACGGAAAAAGCUGUUAAACUUGGACAGAUGUGGAAGUUAACUGACGAAUACCAAAGACAGAAAUACGUCGAGCUUGCAAGCAAAGAUAAGAUUCGUUACGACGAGGCUAUGGCGCAGUACAGGGCAGGUCUUCAACAAGCGCCAGCUUCAGACUCAGAAGGGUCUGAAAGCGAGUAAACACCGCAAAAUGAAGUUGUUAGCAGACAAAGAAGGUUCUACGCUUUGCGAGUGUGUGUUUGUGCACAUCUGUCUUCUUGAACAUGCUCUCCGGAGUAUAGGACCACAAGUUGUAAAUAGGAUGAGGGCCCAGGAAAAAAUAUCAUAUAUGUCACCUUGUAGGAAUUUGAUUUGGUGAUUGAUAUCGAAACAUUUAUAAAUUCGAUUUCAGAUUGCCUAGAUACCGUGUUGACGCCGUUCUUGAACUUUGAUAUGAGUGCACGGCAUGUAGAGAUUUUUUUUCCUUCACACAAACAUGGCGUACAUAGUGUUAAACUAUAUUUACAUGCUCCAUGGAGCGCUUGAAGGCGCUGCUUGCAGUUUUAAACCAUCCUCAGAUGAUAACUGCUUGUGCGUUUCGAGGCAAGACAGUCUCUUAACACAAGAUCAAAUGCGGUCCCAGAAUAGAGUCAAGUGUCAUCGGAUCUUAUUUUGCUGAGCACCUUCGAACCGCUUACCAACUCGACAAGCCCAGGGAAUUUGAAUAGCAACGAUAAGACUUUAUGAGCACAAUCCAUCCAUAUUGUGAUUAUGUUCAUACCCUGGAAUAAACCAUAUUUUCUAAGUUGUGCCAUCCACAAGAUUUAAGCUGGAUAGUACGAAUCUCAGGCAAAUCAAACCAAAGG